Molecule: messenger RNA, 1786 nt
Organism: Pocillopora meandrina
Lineage: Eukaryota; Metazoa; Cnidaria; Anthozoa; Scleractinia; Pocilloporidae
Source: the annotation of a GenBank genome assembly
AUGGCUCUCUGUAGCUAUAUAACGCUAGUUGGUAAGGUGACCCCUUGCGGGCGAUCUCCUGAUUAUCCUGGUCAGGUGGAAUGCAUUACACUCGAGGAUUGCACGAAAGAUGUAACUGGACAUCUAUCGACUCUUGGACUGAGUGCAGAUGAAGGUUCUAGAACUGAAAUGAAGCUGCUAUUAGCCAGAGCCGGUAAAUAUUGAUUUUGUGUGUUUUCAGGUAACUUUAUUGUGCUUAUGAAUGAGUGCUGCAACAGAUUUAAUUGGUGUUAUAUUUUUUACAGGUGUUUUCUCAUCUGAGCAAAAACAUCUUACCCUGACUAUUUGCCCACGCCAUAGGGCAGACUUUGGCGUACGUUGGAGGACUAGGAAAACUCUUUGUGCAAUCCCAAGGAUCUAGCGACACAUAAGUCCUCAAGUGCCAAAGGAUGCAACCGUGUGGAUAGCCGAAAAUCGAUGUAUAUUUUUUGCAACACCAACACCUUAGUUCCAGUUGGGUCGCGUAAGUUGAAUAGCUUCUGUUGAUAAAUGUUCUCAUGAAAUUGCUUUUUCUCACGUUUAUUUGUAAUACCUUACACAAAAAAAAGCACUAUAAGUUUCAACUUUCUCAAGCUAGCAAAUUUUAUAUUUGUGAGGAAACUGCAAUUUAUAUUGCCAACGUUUUUUUCUCGUCUGAGUAGCUGAUAAUCCAUUGAUUGAUGACAGAUUGAUUACUUUAUACCUAGAAAUAGUAAUUGAUAUGAGUUAUUUACUUUGCUUUUUUUUAAUAAAAGCAAUUUGUAGGCGAUGCGACGAGUUUAUCUGCAGGCAAGUUGCAGAUGAACAGACGCCGGCGGAGGGCGCUGGAGCAAGUACUGUGUCUACCCCUAAAGAGCCUCGAGUGGUGCAGAUACCUGAACAACAGACAAUGGUAAGCUUCAAAUAUGAAUUGAUGAUCUCAAUCUUGUUUUUAAAAGGAAAAGAGUCAUUUUAGAAGAGCAUAGAAAUUGGAAAAAAAUCGAGGAAGAAAAAAACACGUGACAAACACAAACACAGCGUGACAAACACAGUUGUUAAUCUGGGACAAGGCUCCUUCGUUUACCAGUAAAACUCACUGCUUUUCGGUCACUUUUUUUAUAUGAGGGGUGGGGAAGGGGAGCGGUGCUAUGCCGCACUUUGGUAGGCUAAUUCCUGUCCCACAUUUGUUUGUUUUCUGGAUGUCCCGAAACAGUACCUGGUGCUGCUGAGAUUGUUUAUUACCCGAAACUGAUUCCCUACAAACAUAUACAAAGAAAUCGGUUUUAGAGAUUUGAUGCUUAUAGAGCAAACCUUUUCGUAGGUUCAUGAGAUGGAAACAGACCGUCCAGGAGAGGAACCAAGUGCUGGCAGUGAGUCAUCUUCUGAUGGUCUAGAGACGGACUUGAUGUUUCUGGAAAUAUCAUCCCAGGGGUUGAAGGAUGACGAGACGUUUCUCAGUCCCGAUACUGCAAGCCUCGUCUCCUCAACGAGUGAAGAGAGCAUCACCUCAAAGCCAAAUUCCCGUGAAAAGUUGAACGAGUAUCUGGUGUCCAAAAACAUUGAACCUGUCUCUCAACCUUGGGUUGAGUGGGAAAAGGCCAGUGACAGCACUAAGCUUCGGUAUACUAGACGAACCGCAGAGAUUUUUUUCUUCUGUGCUCCACGACCUAACACCCAGUUGUGCAGGUUCUCUUUGGCAAGCAGUCGUCUCUUAUCCUGCCAUGAACAAAGCACUCGGGCUGGACGAACUCUCCGAAACUUCCAAAUGCUACCUCCAGGUCUUAGCUGA